Molecule: messenger RNA, 1244 nt
Organism: Phalacrocorax carbo (great cormorant)
Lineage: Eukaryota; Metazoa; Chordata; Aves; Suliformes; Phalacrocoracidae
Source: RefSeq, a predicted model, not a curated record
GCGCCGGGGGCGGCCCCGCCGCACUCCGCUCCCGGGGCCGCCAUGGAGGAGGCGCAGCGGCUGCUCACCGUGUCCGUGUGGAAGCUUUACCGCUGCCGGCUGCAGCGCGGCGGCCUCCGCCUCCACCGGAGCCUCCAGCUCUCGCUGCUCGUCCGCGCCGCCCGGCACCGCUACCUGACGGCCCGCUCCGCCGCGGGGACCCCCCCGGGGGCGGCACCCGGGGACCCGCUGUGCCUACCGACCCCCGACCGCGGGGACCCCCCGAGCGCCCCGGCCGGCGACCCCCGCAGCGCCCAGCACCGCGGGGACCCCCCGAGCGCCCCGGCCGGCGACCCCCGCAGCGCCCAGCACCGAGGGGACCCCCCGAGCGCCCCGGCCGGCGACCCCCGCAGCGCCCAGCACCGAGGGGACCCCCCGAACGCCCCGGCCGGCGACCCCCGCAGCGCCCAGCACCGAGGGGACCCCCCCAGCCGACAGAUCCCGGACCCCCGCAGCGCCCAAGACCGGGGCGACCCCCCGAACCCACCGACCCCGGAUCCCCGCAGCGGCCAGGGCCGGGGGCACCUACCGACACCGGACCCCGCGAACCGCGACCACCCCCAGGACUCCCCGAGCCGGUACCGCGACCCGCCGAGCGCCCCGAGGCUGCCGCCCCCCCGGGAUCCCCCGAGCGCUCCCCCCGCCACGCUGCCGCCGCCUGAACCGCGACCCCCCGCCGCCCCCCGGCCCCCCGGAACCCCUCCGGCAGCGCGGACCGGCCGCAAGCGACGGAGCAGCGGCUCGGCCGGGCCCGGCCCGGUGCCGGUACCGAGCAAACGGGCGCGGCUGGAGGCGGAGGAGCCGCCGCUCGCCCCGGGGCCGCCCGGCCGCUGCUCGGGGCCGCCCGCCGCCGCCUUCGGCCUCCUGGUCCGUGCCGUCGGGGCGUGCUGAGGACCCCGGAGCACCGGCCACACUCCGCGGAGACCCCUCGGGACAGGAGGCGUGGGGGCACAGAGACCUCCCCCCGGGACAGACGGAACCGGUACGGGGAGGGGAGACGGGGGCAACCCCCCCUCUCCGGGACACAAGGACUCUCGGGGUCCCCGGUGGGCUCCCCCCCGGUGACACCCUCCUCCCACCAUAAUGGACUGCUCUGGAUGAGCGCUUGUGUCGUGCUGGGGGGGCUCCAGGCUGGCCCCGCCCCCCCCAGUUCCCCCCCUCCCUUUUAAUUAUGUUUUGUUAAUAAAAUAAAAGUUUUUUGUGCA